Messenger RNA from Glossina fuscipes, 3217 nucleotides. RefSeq names its product protein spinster (gene spin). The record is from RefSeq and is a predicted model, not a curated record. Bases 663 to 2492 code for a protein of 609 amino acids. NCBI's taxonomy places the organism in Eukaryota, Metazoa, Arthropoda, Insecta, Diptera, Glossinidae. The transcript is spliced from 9 exons. Gene Ontology annotation, biological process: transmembrane transport. Gene Ontology annotation, cellular component: membrane. Gene Ontology annotation, molecular function: transmembrane transporter activity.
UUCUCUUUUCUUUCGUGUUUUUAGUUGGUUGCUAGGAAUUAUAUUUGUUUGCGUGCGCGUAUAAGCAAAUAACGAUAAUUAAAUUUUUUUUAAAAUAAAUUACUAAUAAUUUUACAGCAGUAAACUUUUGUAGAAGAAUAUCUAUACGUAUGUAAAUAUUAACUGCAAAUUUGAGCAGAUUUCCAAAAAAAAAAAGAGUUAACUGUUGAAUCAUUGCCAACACACAGGGUUAUACGAAUAAUUUAAGAAAUCAUUUUCAAGUGUAUGUACGCGUUUGAGUGUUUAAAGAAGGAAAAAUACGUUAAAUGAAUUUUUCUCACACGAAAAGUUGAAUAAAAUUAUAAAGUAUAUAUAUUUAUAUAUAUACUCGCGAAAAAAUAUCGCCUAAAAACUUAAAAUUUUAUGAGAGAGUGAUUGUCGUCAUUUAUGUGGUUUAUGUUUUACGUUCGAUGUUCGUGUAUAUUGACAUGAAUUUGCAAAUAUAGUUACGAGUAACUGUCGCAAUAAACAACAUCACCAACAACAACAAACCGUCUAUUCUCCUAUUGUGUUUAUUGUAAAACGGUUUGCCAUCAUUAACGUAAAACGUUGACAUUUUCUUAAAGAUUCUAUCGAAAAUUUAAAUCGAGAUUUUCUUGCGGACCACAUCUCUUAACGCAUGCAUGUCUUCCAGAAAUAGUCAAAAAUACAAAAGUAAUACCUCACCAAGUCCACCGUAUCAACCAAUUCCAAAGAACAUUUUGGCGGACAGUUCGGAAAUGACAAACAACAGCGAUGACAAUGGGGAGGUAAUUGUAGAUCGAACCGGCGCCGGUGCAUUGCCAACAACUUAUUCAUCUCAGCAAUUAAUGCAAUCAUCGGACAGUGAAAGUGUGGGAAAUGGCGGUGAUGGACGCGCUGCAGGUGGUGUUGAUAAUGAGGAUAAUAGAAAUCGUGGAACCCCUCUGCGUUUAUCCCAUGUCAGCCGAUCGCAAUGGUUCACUGUUAUUGUUCUAUGUUUUGUAAACUUAAUUAAUUACAUGGAUCGCUUCACUAUAGCUGGUGUUUUGGAAGAUAUUCAGAGAGAUUUUCAAAUCGAUAAUUCUUAUGGUGGUCUGCUGCAGACUGUCUUCAUUAUUUCGUAUAUGGUAUGCGCCCCAAUAUUCGGUUAUUUGGGUGAUCGUUACUCAAGGCGCUGGAUUAUGGCAGUCGGUGUCGUGUUAUGGUCUGCCACUACCCUCUUAGGUUCAUUUAUGAAGGAAUUCGGUUGGUUUAUAACAUUCCGGGCAUUAGUUGGUAUCGGCGAAGCUUCUUAUAGCACAAUUGCUCCAACGAUAAUAUCCGAUUUGUUUGUACGUGGCCUGCGUUCAAAAAUGUUGGCAGUAUUUUAUUUUGCAAUACCUGUUGGUUCUGGAUUUGGUUACAUUGUAGGAUCUGAAACAGCGCAUCUAGCCGGCAAUUGGCGUUUCGCUUUACGUGUUACUCCCGCGCUAGGCCUCAUCGCGGCAAUAUUGAUUCUAAUUACCAAAGAUCCCCAGCGAGGCGAGAGCGAAGGUGGCCAUAAUUUAAGAGCAACUGCUUAUAAAGAAGAUCUCAAGUAUUUGAUGAAAAACCGAUCGUUCGUAUUUUCUACGAUUGCUUUUACAUGUGUCGCUUUCGUAACAGGCGCUUUAGCCUGGUGGAGUCCCACAUUCAUCUACCAAGGACUCAAACUACAACCGCAAAACGAAGAUAUCGGACUAAACGAUGUGUCAUUUCGAUUUGGGGCUGUUACGACGGCAUCGGGUCUUUUGGGUGUAACAGUCGGUUCAUUUUUAUCGCAAAAAUUCGUUGAAAAGCAUUCCUUUGCCGAUCCCCUCAUCUGUGGUAUUGGAUUGCUUGUGAGUACACCCCUGACUGUGGCCGCUAUUAUUACAGUACCCUUUCUCGCGCAUGCGCCAUUCAUUCUCAUACUGUUCGCUCAAUUCAGCUUACAUUUAAAUUGGCCAAUUCUUGCGGAUAUAUUGCUGUACGUUGUGGUGCCAACACGUCGUUCCACCGCUGAAGCAUUUCAAAUUCUAAUUUCACAUACUUUUGGCGACGCUGGUAGCCCGUAUUUAAUAGGAUUGAUUUCCGAACUUAUUAAAAGACAUUUACGUUCAUCUUCGUCGAACAUUGCGAAUCUUGUUCAUAGCUCGAAUUUUGAUAGCUUGUCUUUAACGUUGAAUGAAACGAUUCAAUCCACGUUAACUUCAGAACCAAUAAUUCCACUUGCGCUUACCGAUGUUCCACAGGACAGUACGAGCUUUUAUUCGCUUCAAUACGCCCUCUUCAUUGUAUGUUUCGUUGAGGUUUUGGGUGGUAUAUUCUUCUUAAUCACUGCCGUAUUCAUAACGGAUGAUAAACACGAAGCUAGUCAAGCUGCUCAAGGCUUUAAUAUCAAAAAUAUUGAAACAACUGAAUGCGAUAAAAGUCCAACUGCUUACUAUAAAAUCGAAUUAUGUGAAAUACACGAAUUAAGGCCAAGUGUAUGAAGAAUUUAGGCAAUCAAACAUCGCUUCAGGCUGCCUGAAUUUCAUUAAAUUACAACAUCAAUAGUCCUCUCGAAAAAAGAAAAAGGAGAAAAACAUAAUGUUCAUCGUACAUAUGUGAAAUUUUUCAUAUAAAAGAUGUGCCUCAGGGGUGCAUGUUCCUAAGUUGCAAACUCACCUCCAUUGUAAUUGUCCGGAUAAUAAAUGCCUCAUCGUCGCGAAAAUUUAUAAAUAAUUUUUUUUCACUUUUUUUUUUUUUUUUUCUUAGUUAAAAAAAUAAAUAAUUCAUCUUCUUUUUUUACAAGACUUAAGUAGUUAGUUAUUUAUAUUUAAGAAGUGAUUAAGCUUUAUAAAGUAAGUUGUCAUUGUCAACGGUAGUGUAACGAAAGGUACCAUAAAUGUAUCGAGAGAUUUCCUAGACAAUAUAAGCAAAAGUUUUCAAAAAACAAAUAUAUUUGUAUGACAUACAUAUCUUAACAAAAAAUAAAAACUUAACAGGCAUAGUUCAAACAUUUAAAAAAAUAAGAAAAGCAUUUGUGAAAGCGAUUUGCUUAAGUAUUAACAAUUACUGAAAACCUGUUAAUAAUUUGUGGAGUCUUCAUUUAAAUUUCUAUCGGUUUCGCUGCUCCCUAUACUUUUGACUUUAAGAAUUCUAAUUAUCUUUGCACAUUACGCCAAUGUGACUGUAGUUUGAAGCUCCGCGCAAGAAUAUGUAUUAAAAAAAAAAA